Messenger RNA from Cetraspora pellucida, 613 nucleotides. NCBI's taxonomy places the organism in Eukaryota, Fungi, Glomeromycota, Glomeromycetes, Diversisporales, Gigasporaceae. The record is from the annotation of a GenBank genome assembly.
UUGGAUGCUACAAGAAAUCGAAAAGGGACAGCGUGCAGAAGAUUUAAAAAUGGAUGUGUUACAAGCUUUCCAUUUUAUCAUUCAAAGUUGGGAUGAAGUUAGUAUUAAUACAAUUCGAAAUUGUUGGUACCAUACAAAAAUUCUUGUUGCAGAUACCACCGAUACCAAUUCCCAUUCAGAAGAUUUUUGCCAAACCACGGACCCUGUGCUCAAUGAUAUUGUGAACGCACUUGAAGCUCUUAAUCUUCCUUACCCUAUGCAAGUUGAGGAGUUUUUGGCAAUUCCUGAAGAAAACAUCGUUUAUGAAGUUCCUUCAGAUGAUCACGUUAUUGCAGAGCUUGUUGAAACGUUCAGAACUAAUGACCCAACAAUUGUUGACUUUGAAGACGAAGAUGAUAGCUUUGAAAUCCCUAUUGUCAGCGUCAAUAUGGCGAAUACAAGCUUGGAAACCAUACGUACGUUUUUGCUCCAGCAGAAUGGUACCGAAGAACAUAUCAAUAUCCUAAAAAAAAUUGAAAAAUUUAUUAACAAAACGAAGGUGGGCCAAAUGCAACAAAGCAAAAUUGACCAAUUUUUUGUGGAAAAUAAUGGAAAUAGUUUUCAAGAUGCAUAA